AUGGAAUUGGACCACCAUCGAUGCCUGUAUGAAUUCUUAGUGCUCUGUAUAGCUCUGAUCCAUCCAGCCCUAACCAUUGCAGGUUUCCUCUCCUCCACCUGGCACAUCAACACGGCGGGCCAAUUCGCCGUCUCAUGCAUCGCAGUCGCCUUUCUCGUCGUUUUGCUCGACUUCCUCCGCCUCCUAAGCAAGCAAUACGAGGACCAUCUCCAACGACAAUUCCAGCGCUACGUUGCAGCGCAAACAACAUCGGACCGCAUGCAGUUUUUCUGCGGUGACAGCCUAGAGCACGGGCCAACGGUGCUUACCUUCCGAGCCAGUCCCUGGCAGCAGUUGGCGCGGGCGCUACUGAACACGCUGCAGUUCGGGCUCGCGUACAUUAUCAUGCUGAUCGCCAUGUACUACAAUGGGUACAUGAUCAUCUCUAUCUUCCUGGGGGCGUUUCUGGGGAAGGUGUUCUGCGACCGGGGCGAGUACCGUGUCGUGGUGGCACGGCCAGGGGCCAAGGCAACGGAUACGACGAAAGCAAUGGAGAUAGAGCCAGGGAAACAGACAGAAGAGUGGACGACGGGUUGUUGUGGGUAG
This is a messenger RNA of Aspergillus luchuensis, 585 nucleotides long. RefSeq names its product copper transporter family protein. Gene Ontology annotation, biological process: copper ion transmembrane transport. Lineage: Eukaryota; Fungi; Ascomycota; Eurotiomycetes; Eurotiales; Aspergillaceae. The record is from RefSeq and is a predicted model, not a curated record. Gene Ontology annotation, cellular component: membrane. The coding region runs from base 1 to 585 and encodes 194 amino acids. The transcript has a single exon. Gene Ontology annotation, molecular function: copper ion transmembrane transporter activity.